CUGUAUAAGCAAAAUGGCAAACUUCUCCAGAUAUCUGUCCCUAGAAAUAAUAUUAAUCUUCUUAGCUUUUGCUUGUUGCAACCAUCAUGCAGCCGGAUAUGGCGGCCUCCGGGUGGGUUUUUACGAGCAAAGCUGCCCCCAUCUCGAGCACAUUGUAAAAGAGAUCUCCGAUCAAGUCAUGGCCGUAGCGCCAAGCCUUGCUGGUCCAUUGUUGAGGAUGCACUUCCAUGAUUGUUUUGUUAGGGGCUGUGAGGGUUCAGUGCUGUUGAAUUCUCCCACCAAACAAGCAGAGAAAGAUGCAAUCCCAAACCUCAGUCUGAGGGGGUUUCAGAUUAUAGACAAAGUGAAGACUGCAGUGGAAGAAGCAUGUCCCGGAGUCGUUUCUUGUGCAGAUAUUUUAGCCAUUGUUGCUCGAGAUGUUACUGCCGCGAUGAAAGGGCCUUAUUGGGAAGUCGAAACAGGACGAAGAGAUGGAAGAGUGUCAAACAUGACAGAAGCUUUAUUUAACCUACUACCACCUUUUGCAAACAUUACUACCUUAAAACAAGGAUUCCUUGAUAGGGGCUUGAGCGUUAAAGAUUUGGUUGUUUUAUCAGGUGGACACACCAUUGGAAUAUCUCAUUGUUCAUCAUUCACCGACCGGCUGUACAACUUCACCGGAAAGGGCGACGCCGACCCGGCGCUGGACCCGAACUACGCCGAGAAGUUGAGAAUGAAGUGCCCGGAGGCGAGUCCGACAGACAACUUAGUAGAGAUGGAUCCGGGGAGUGUUAGAACGUUCGAUACAUCGUACUUCACGCUCAUAGCCAAGAGAAGAGGGCUGUUCACCUCCGACGCGGCGCUGCUCGACGACGAGGAGACCAAAGCCUACCUCGUACAGCAAGCGCUCACCCAGGGCUCCACUUUCUUUAAGGACUUCGGGGAGUCAAUGGUGAAUAUGGGAAGGAUCGGAGUCCUCACCGGCGAUCAGGGAGAAAUCAGAAAAGUUUGCACGGCGGUGAACAGUUAUUAUUAAAUGCUAGCAAAGCGUUCUUGUCUUCUUCUUCUUUUGGGGAAUUUUGGUUCUCUUGAUUGAAAGUAUGUAGUGUGCAAUUUGAGGUCAAACUGUAUUUUAUGUGUGAAGUGCGUG
Ipomoea triloba (trilobed morning glory) is the source of this 1129-nucleotide messenger RNA. RefSeq names its product peroxidase 27-like. The coding region runs from base 14 to 1015 and encodes 333 amino acids. The record is from RefSeq and is a predicted model, not a curated record. The transcript is spliced from 5 exons. Gene Ontology annotation, cellular component: plasmodesma; plant-type cell wall. NCBI's taxonomy places the organism in Eukaryota, Viridiplantae, Streptophyta, Magnoliopsida, Solanales, Convolvulaceae. Gene Ontology annotation, biological process: response to oxidative stress; hydrogen peroxide catabolic process. Gene Ontology annotation, molecular function: heme binding; peroxidase activity.